This is a messenger RNA of Glycine soja, 1612 nucleotides long. Its product is annotated as dnaJ homolog subfamily B member 5-like. Gene Ontology annotation, cellular component: cytosol. Bases 455 to 1324 code for a protein of 289 amino acids. Gene Ontology annotation, molecular function: protein-folding chaperone binding. NCBI's taxonomy places the organism in Eukaryota, Viridiplantae, Streptophyta, Magnoliopsida, Fabales, Fabaceae. The transcript is spliced from 2 exons. The record is from RefSeq and is a predicted model, not a curated record.
CAAGGUACUACCAUAUUACUACUACAUCACUCACUAGCCACUACUACCCUCUCUCAAAAACUCCAAAAAUCAAAAUGCCAUAUCAUCGAUAUUUAUCUCCUUAGCCAUCAGCAUCCCAAGUGUCCAACCUUAAAAUCUUCUAUCUCUCUCACUAACUCAUACUCUGUUUGCUCUGUUUCAGUGUUUCUCUCCCCUGCUAUCUCUAAAUUGAACGUGUUUUCUGCUACUUUUGCGCGUGUGCAUUCCUCUUCCCUUCACAGCUAGCACUUUACCCACCACCACAACAACCCCUUUUGCUCCCACGUGCACAGAGUCAAACCCAAAGCUCUUUUUUUCUCUCCAAACCCACAACAACAAAAACAGAGCUUCUCUGUUUUCUCCAUUCCCAAAACACAAAAUAAAAUAAAAAAGGAAUCUUUUUCACGCAUAAUUCUGCUGAAUUUCGGAACAGAAAAUGGGUGCUGGUGAGUACUACAAGAUCCUCAAGGUGAACCGCAAUGCCACAGAUGAAGAACUCAAGAGGGCAUAUAAGAGAUUGGCCAUGAAGUGGCACCCAGAUAAGAACCAUCAACACCACCAUGUUACGAAGGAAGAAGCUGAGGCAAAGUUCAAGCAGGUUUCGGAGGCUUAUGAUGUUCUCAGCGACCCAAAGAAGCGUCAGAUCUAUGAUUUCUAUGGCCACUAUCCCCUCAACUCCAUGAAGGUGAAUGAGGAGAAUAGUGAUGGGGAUGUUAAUAGGGUCCCCAAGGGGAAGGGGGAGAAAAAUGUGGGGGUGGUUGAGAGCAAAUUGGUGUGCACCCUUGAGGAGCUUUACAAAGGGUGCAAGAAGAAGUUGAAGAUCUCAAGGACUGUUCCUCACGAAUUCGGGAAAAUGAAGACUGUGGAAGAGGUCUUGAAAAUUGACAUCAAACCUGGUUGGAAAAGAGGCACAAAAAUAACAUUUCCUGGAAAAGGCAACCAAGAAGCAGAAAGUAAAACUCCUGAUGACCUAAUCUUUGUGGUGGAUGAAAAACCACAUGCUUUUUUCAAAAGGGAUGGAAAUGAUUUGGUUGUCACACAGAAAAUCUUACUUGUGGAGGCUCUAGUGGGAAAGACACUCAACUUAACCACCUUGGAUGGAAGAGAGCUCACAAUUCAAGUCACAGAAGUAGUGAAACCAAAAUAUGUGCUGGUGGUCCCAAAUGAAGGAAUGCCAAUUUCAAAGGAACCUGGCAAGAAAGGAAACUUGAGAAUCAAGUUUGAUGUUUUGUUCCCAUCAAGGCUUACCUCACAACAGAAGUAUGAGCUGAAAAGGAUUUUGAGCAACAGUACUGCUGAUGACUAAUUCUGUCUUGUGUAUGUCUUAUUGGCUUCUUUGUUUUUUCUAUUAACACCCUUGAGUUAAGAGAGGUCAGUUUACAAUGUGUAAAUAUUUAAAUACACCUUUUAGUCUUAGACAUGAAAAAUGUGCAUAACACAAAUAAACCAAGCAUGUUACUACUAUGUCUGCAGUGUUGUGGUGUAGUUUUGGAAUAAGGCGAUUUCAUCUGCAAAAAUGGUCUUGGAUUGUGUUUAAUCAGUAUUAUAAUACAUUAUUGGGUGGGAAUAUUUACAGUCCUAAUAUGUUUAUUCA